AUGUUGUCGAUACUCUGCAUCUUAAGUAUUGUCGCAGUACAUGGACUGUCAGGUAAGAACAUCAAGACUUCUACACCCGAGUCAAUCGAACAGAUCCCGAAAAUUGUGGGCGGCAAUCCUGCUGAUGAUGGACAAUAUCCCUAUCAAGCAUCUCUUCGUUAUCGCGGCCGCCAUUUCUGUGGAGGUUCCGUGAUAGGUAAAAGAUGGAUCCUUACAGCUUCUCAUUGCUUAUCCGGCUUCAAUGACACGGCCAUUGCUGUUGUAUUGGGCACAAACACUCUGGACAAAGGUGGCGAUAAGUAUUCCUCGAUCAAGAAAUGGGUACAUCCUUAUUAUAAUUCGGCCUUCAUCAGAAAUGACAUCGGAUUAAUUAAGCUGGACAAGGAUAUCGUUUUUGGAGACAAAGUGAAACCGAUUGCUCUGCCCACCAAACGCUUCGAAAAAUCCGAUUAUCCGGCGACGUUGUCCGGUUGGGGUACUACCAGCUAUCCGGGGGAGGCGCCGAACGAAUUGCAACAUAUCCAGCUCACAGUCAUCAAUCAAAACCAAUGCUUAAGCACCAGCUUUCGUAACACUAACAACAAUAUCUGCACACUCAAUAAACGAGGCGAGGGUGCCUGUCACGGUGACUCUGGCGGUCCUCUGGUAGCCGAUGGUGAACAGAUUGGUGUGGUGUCCUGGGGAAUUCCUUGCGCUAAAGGACGUCCGGAUGUAUUCACGCGAGUCCACCCUUAUAUGGAUUGGCUCAACAAGCUCAUGCAAGAAGAUAACUCCGUAUAAACAUAAACGAUCACGGGUCAUUUGGCUCAUGAAUACUUCUUAUAGCAAUUAUAAAAUUUGCAGAACAAUGAUAAAUACUUAGAAAUUAAUUCUCAUUUUGGCAAUAAGAAAUUAAUUGUCAAAUAGUAGAGUUAAUGGCAAUCUUAUUUCAA
Temnothorax curvispinosus is the source of this 932-nucleotide messenger RNA. Its product is annotated as chymotrypsin-2-like. The coding region runs from base 1 to 780 and encodes 259 amino acids. Lineage: Eukaryota; Metazoa; Arthropoda; Insecta; Hymenoptera; Formicidae. The transcript is spliced from 5 exons. The record is from RefSeq and is a predicted model, not a curated record. Gene Ontology annotation, molecular function: serine-type endopeptidase activity. Gene Ontology annotation, biological process: proteolysis.